This is a messenger RNA of Pipra filicauda (Wire-tailed manakin), 399 nucleotides long. Its product is annotated as phospholipase A2 group V-like. Gene Ontology annotation, biological process: arachidonate secretion; lipid catabolic process; negative regulation of T cell proliferation. Bases 1 to 399 code for a protein of 132 amino acids. The transcript is spliced from 4 exons. Gene Ontology annotation, molecular function: phospholipid binding; calcium ion binding. Lineage: Eukaryota; Metazoa; Chordata; Aves; Passeriformes; Pipridae. The record is from RefSeq and is a predicted model, not a curated record.
AUGCCGGCCUGGAGGAAGAGCAGCUUGUCCCCAGCCCACGGGAGCCUCUUGCAGCUGCACAACAUGAUCACGGAGGCGACAGGGAAAAACGCUUUGCUGCACUAUGCCUUCUACGGCUGCUACUGCGGCCUGGGGGGCAAGGGGCAGCCCAAGGACGCCUCAGACAGGUGCUGCCAGCUACACGAUACCUGCUACCUCGGCCUCCUGAGCCAUGACUGUGACGCCAAGAAGCAGAGCUACCACUACAAGGGGCACCACGGCAGCCCCUCCUGCAGAAAGGACUCCUGGUGUGCUCAGCUCUCCUGUGAGUGUGACCGCAGCCUGGCACUGUGCCUGAAGAGAAACGUCAGGAGCUACAGGAAACGCUACCAGUUCUAUCCCAAUUACCUGUGCAGGUGA